This is a messenger RNA of Eruca vesicaria subsp. sativa (arugula), 405 nucleotides long. The record is from the annotation of a GenBank genome assembly. Lineage: Eukaryota; Viridiplantae; Streptophyta; Magnoliopsida; Brassicales; Brassicaceae.
AUGGUGGGUCGUGGCAAAACUCUCGGAUCCGGGGCCGUGAAGAAGGCUACAUCAAGAAGCAGCAAAGCCGGUCUCCAAUUCCCAGUGGGUCGAAUCGCUCGUUUCUUGAAGAAAGGCAAGUACGCCGAACGUGUUGGUGCCGGAGCUCCGGUCUACUUGUCGGCCGUUCUAGAGUACCUCGCCGCCGAGGUUUUGGAGUUGGCUGGAAACGCGGCGAGAGACAACAAGAAGACGAGGAUUGUCCCGAGGCACAUUCAGCUCGCGGUGAGGAACGACGAGGAGUUAAGUAAAUUGCUCGGAGAUGUGACGAUUGCUAAUGGAGGAGUGAUGCCUAAUAUUCACAAUCUUCUUCUUCCUAAGAAGACUGGUGCUUCAUCCAAGCCAUCUGGGGACGACGACGAUUGA